UGAGGAUCUCAUGAGAGUAAAAAGUAAUCUGGAUGUUACAUAGGAAAGAAAAGAAACCUCAGUACUGAGAUUGUGCAAUCAAAAUUAGUACAUACUUCAUUGCCGUAGGCGGGGCAUGUGAGGAGUGUACAGGGAACCUUGUAUUGUCCCACACGUAAUUUCUGAAAUUGCUCCAUAAUUUCGCACAGAACUGAAAAACGUGUAAUGGUGCCACAUACAACUAGACAACUGGUGUUGUGUCUGGGAAUCAAGAUUGUUCAAUUAAACUGGAUGCGCGGCAUAAUUUACGCACUCAGAGCUCCUGCUGUUCCCCAGAAUGUUCAGGAGGAGAGGAGAAAUCUCCUGUUCUCGUGGCUGUAGGUAACAGACAGUAGCAGUAACAGUGCAGUGUGGAGUGGCGAUGGUCCCCUGGGCCACCUUCCUGGUGACAUGCAUGUGGAUACAAACCCUCAAAGCCUCAGGACUGUACACCUGUCCCAGGACCCCUCGCAAGGAGGUGGAUUUCAACGUUAGCUACUCUAUACCCCACUUCCAGACUGCUAAACCCAUCCAGAACAUAGUGAUCAACCCGUACGGGCAUGAGGUUUAUGUGGCUUCUCAGAAUGUCAUUGAGGCAGUGAGUGAUAGGCUCAGUAAGUUAUGGGAGCUGAGGACAGGCCCAGUGGGCAGCCCGGAGUGUCAGACCUGUGCCCUGUGUGGCAUUGAGGCUGAUCCUGAGGACUCAGUGGACACGAACAAUGAGGUCCUGCUCUUGGACUCAUCAUCUUAUCUUACCUCUCUAUACUCCUGUGGGAGCUCUCAGCAUGGGGUCUGUUACUUACAUGAAAUUAACUCUAAUGGUACCCCACCUAAAUCUGAAUGUCUCUUCAGGCAGGAUGCUAACUCACCCUCCGACUGCCCUGACUGCCUGGCCAGCCCCCUGGGCACUGAGGUCAUCAUCGUGGAGCAAGGCUACACAGCCUAUUUCUUUGUAGUGGCUACACUCAAUGAUAGUGUGGCACAGAGGUAUGGCAGAUUGUCCAUGUCGGUGCGCCGGCCGCUGUCGACCCUGAAUGGCUUUGACAUGGUCAUGAAGGGUCUGACCGUGCUCCCUCAACUACAGAACUCCUACCGGAUCGACUACAUCUACAGCUUCUCCACACAGGACUAUGUCUACUUCCUGUCUGUCCAGAGGGAGAACGUCCUGGACUCCUCUCUGUAUCAAACGCGACUGGGCCGUCUUCCGGUGAAGGACACAGAGGUGUGGAUGUACCGUGAGCUGGUGCUGGAGUGUCGCUUCGAGCCCAAACGCAGGCGGAGGAGGAGAAGGACGGGGAGCAAGGUGUUCGAGGACGUGGUUUAUAACAGGCUGCAGGCGGCCCACUUCAGCCGGGCCGGGAAGGAGCUGGCAGACGAGCUAGGAGUGGGAGAGAAGGAUGACAUUCUCUAUGGGGUGUUUGCAGAGACAGAUGACUCUGGGAAACCCUACAGUAACUCAGCCCUGUGUGCCUUCCCAAUUGACCACGUGAACAGGGCCAUUGAUGAGGGAGUGGAGGACUGCUGCAGCUCCAGUCCAGAGCAGCUUUCCAGGGGGCUCUGCCACUUCCAGCUCUGCGAGAGCUGCCCUCAUGAGAGCUCAGAGAACAAUUCUACGUGCAUGGAAAGUCCCACCCUAGUGUCUAAACCCUACUACAAAGUGGACCUCUUCAACAGGUACAUGAACAACGUCCUGCUCACCUCAGUGUUGGUUACCAUCAUCGGGGACAACACUGUGGCACACAUUGGCACCAAGGACGGCAGGCUGCUGCAGCUCAUCCUGAGGAGGUCAAGUCCUAUCAUCUUUGCCAACUAUUCUCUGGGUGAGGGAACAGAAGUGUCCAGGAAAGCUGCUGUGCAAUCCGACGAGUCCUUGCUUUUUAUUGUUGGAAAUAAGAUGUUCAGUGUGUCUCCUAAAGGGCCAGGAUGUAAACACUUUCUAACCUGCUCCACAUGCCUGGCGGCGCCCAGGUUUGCAGGGUGUGGCUGGUGCUCGGCGGUGUGCUCCAGGCAGGAGGAGUGCCCCGCCCAGUGGAAGAAUGAGUCCUGUCCUCCCUUCAUCACAGAGUUCUUCCCUAAGACAGCUCCCCCUAAUGGUGAGACAGAGCUUAAGCUGUGUGGCUGGGAGUUCCAGUCUCCUAUAAGACCAGCCAUCAUCAGCAAGGAGACCCACCUGGUGAGGGUGGGAGAGACCCCCUGCACUGUACUGUCAGAGAAGAGCAACAGCACACAGCUGGUGUGUAGCAUUCACCCUAAUGUUACAGGCCGAUACCAGGAUCUCAACAUCACCGUGGAAGUGCAUGAGAGGAAGGUGGAGGGACGCUACUCAAUCCAAGGGCAGGCUCAAAUUAUAGGGUUCACUUUUGUGGAGCCAAGUAUCACAGAAAUCAUACCUGACUACGGGCCUCAGGUAGGGGGGACUUUGGUCACACUGACAGGGCCUCACUUGAAUACUGGGAUGAUUAAGACUGUGUCUAUAGGAGACCAGGUCUGCCCCAUCAAGAGUGUCUCUAAGGGUACGGGGACCAUGUCCUCCAUAGUCUGCCUGUCUAAAGGUGUGGCAGCAGUGAAGAAGGUGCCCGUGAGGGUUGUCAUUGACCAAUCCCAGGUGUCCACUAACAAAAUGUUCCACUACAAGAGCAACCCUGUGAUCACUGAGAUAGGGCCUGCCUGCAGCUUCCGAAGUGGAUCCAAGAUCAUCAUCAAAGGCAAAAAUCUGGACUCUGCACACAAAACUGUGAUCCACUACAAAUCCACCAAACUGAAGAAGCCUCUGCAUCGUGUCUGCAGCGGCACAGCAAACGCCACGCAUAUGGAAUGCUUUGCCCCCGUCUUCCCCAGAAAUGAGACAGACAAGGGCUCAAUCAAUGUCAGCAUGGACGGGGCCAUCAAUCUGGUGACGAAGAACUUUGAAUACCAACCAGACGCCAGCAUCACCCCCUUUGAGUAUGAAGGCAACGUACUGAGCCUGAGCCCUGGACAGACUGAGGUUUCACUGCAUCACAACAAGCUAAGCAUGGUGAGCCUCUGCAUGGAGAUCAUAAUGACCAUCGGAGGUGCGAACUGCAGAGUCCAAGUACUGGACAACGAACUGACCUGCAGGAUCCCCAAGGAUCUCAUCAUCCCCAGGGAAGGUUCGCCUGUCAUGGUGUUUGUGAAUGGGCGUGCCUAUGAGGUUGGCACGGUGGUCUUCGUCAACAACACCACCAACGUACUGGUUAUCAUGUUUGGAAUUGUCAUUGCGUUGUGUGUUGGUGCUGCCAUGGCCUUCAUCACCAUGAAACAUGUGAGGAGGAAGAAGAAAGCCAAAGUAGACACUCGUUUAGCAAGGAUGUUUGUCCGCAGUCGGAUAAGCAGCAACCCUGACCAAUCCCCCACAGGUGAUUAUCGACAAGAAUGGUCCAACCAGGUGAGCCAGAGGACAGGCUCAGGAGGGAUAGCCUUACAUAGCCUGCUCUACGCUGCCACCUUUGACCCCUCAGCCACACCUCUGAUCUCAUUGGAGACCCUGAGACCUGAGCUCCUGGAGGAGGUCAAAGACGUCCUGAUCCCAGCCGACAGGCUCGACGUUCACCACAACCAGAUCAUCGGCAAAGGUCAUUUUGGGACUGUGUACCACGGCUACCUGACAGACAACAAUAACCAAGAACAGUUAAUCCACUGUGCUGUUAAGUCAUUGAACAGGAUCACAGACCUGGAGGAGGUGGAGCAGUUUCUGAGAGAGGGCAUCCUGAUGAAGGAGUUCCAUCACACCAAUGUUCUCUCCCUGCUGGGUAUCCUGCUGCCUCAGGAGGGGCUCCCCCUGGUGGUGCUGCCCUAUAUGAAACAUGGAGACCUGCGCCACUUCAUACUCUGUGAAAGGAGGAAUCCAACAGUGAAAGACCUGAUUGGCUUUGGGCUACAGGUUGCCAAAGGGAUGGAGUACCUGGCCCAGAAGAAGUUUGUACACAGAGACCUGGCGGCUCGAAACUGCAUGCUUGAUGAAACGUUCACGGUGAAGGUGGCAGAUUUCGGAAUGGCCAGAGAUGUGUUUGACAAGGAGUACUACAGCAUCCAGGACCACAGGAAGGCCAAGCUGCCAGUCAAGUGGAUGGCCAUAGAGAGCCUGCAGACACAGAAGUUCACCACUAAGUCAGACGUGUGGUCAUUUGGGGUCCUGAUGUGGGAGCUGUUGACCAGAGGAGCGAGCCCCUAUCCUGAAGUGGACCCCUAUGACAUCACUCACUUUCUGUUAAAGGGACGCAGGCUGCACCAGCCACAGUUCUGCCCUGAUGCUUUGUACUCCAUCAUGCUGGAGUGCUGGGACCCGGAGCCAGAGCUCAGGCCUGACUUCCACACGCUCGGCCAGGAGGUGCUAGAGAUCCUGUCCUGCCUGGAGGGAGAGCACUACAUCAGCCUGAAGGUGACCUAUGUCAACCUGGACCAGCCAGGGCCUUACCCUGCCCUUACCACCUCUGCUGAUGAGGCUGAAGCCUCUGGAUCAGACUCAGACAGCGUUGUGUCUAGCUGAGGACCACAGAGCCUCAGGGGUCAACAGAACUGACCGAUCCAUACCAUACCAGAAUUUACUGGACCAAACCAGACCAGGACAGGGACAGUAGGGCAUGGUCAGAGGGCAUGGCUUGGGGCAUGACCAUUCACCAUAGAUGGAGCGCUCCCCCUAUUCCCAUCCACAACGCAGUAUUAGUACACAGAAAUAAUUGUUCACUUCUGUUACUCAAGACUGGAUUGGUAAGGAAUAGAAUAUUGAUUAUUGACUAAGAAGACCUUGUGAAAUGUGUUUACUUGUGUGAGCAUUCACACUGGAUUUCAAUGUAGUUUCCCCUUCCUUGUGAGUACACAAAUUAUGACUAUAUCAUAUUUGUCUGUACUUUCAAUGCACUUGUGUUUUUUUUUUUUUUUUAAGGAAGAUUUUCAGGUGAAGAAAUUGUAUUUAUAAUGGGACACCAAGUGAACCUUCUCCGUGUCUGAAGCACAGCUGUAAAUAUGAACAACUGAAUGUACAGUAUACUGUAUGCCUGAAAUGUGUAUAUGUGUUAUAAUAACUAAGGACUCUGAUUUGAACUUGACAUGUUUCACAUUUGUCAGUCAUAUUUUUCAAACUUUUUUUUGCUGGCAUCCAAAGACAUGCCUUAGAGAUGGUCAUUUGUGUUGAUGGUCAUUUGAUGUAUGUUUCUGAAUGUGGCCAUUGACUGAACUGGUCAUUCUCAUUGAUACUUCUGAGAGGAUAUUUCAGUGAACCAAACUAGCGUUGUCUAUGGUUAUCUGCUAGCGUUCUAGUAGAUACACAUAGACUUCCAGUCAUUGCGCUAACGCUAGUUAGAAUUGGCUUGCGAAACUACCUCUUACUUCCUUCAUACUGGGCACAGAGACAUACAAUUGGUACCCAUAAAUGAAUCUGAAGUAGAUACAAAAUAUCCCUUUUGAGGGGCAAUCUGCAAAUGGUAUAUCCAUUUGUGUAUUUUUAAAUUAACAAUAUAUACACCUUAACUUUUCAAAAAUAUAAUUAUAAAUGCCUAAUGAGCUUAGAUCAACAUUUAUGCCCCUUCCGAACCCAUAAUAGAUUGUUUUACUCUAUUGUUUGUAAACAAUGUAAUCGUAAAGAAACACUGUCAGCGUAUAGCGUCAAGACAUGGUUAAAUCUAUACUAUCCUUGCAUCUAUAGCGCAGACCAUGAAUUUUAGGGUGGUUACAAUUCUGUUUUGUUGUUGUUUGAACUGCAGAUUGUCCCUUUUACUCUGAGGUAUAAGUAUGCAACCCAUAUCUUACUGCUUGUUAGUCUUUAAAACCACCACUGGAUGUCAGCAAAAACCUUUGUCGCCAGUCCUUAUGCUGCAGUAUUCUGCACCUCAUGAGACCACGGCACAGACAAGACCUUUGUUACAACAGUCUAUGCUCCGGAAUUAUGAAACUGAAAGUUGAUGAGAAGGGUGUUUAUGCUUGGUUAUGAUUGGCACUGGCAGACUGUUGUCGGUCUCUUAAAUGGCACUGAAAUCUCA
Molecule: messenger RNA, 6014 nt
Organism: Salmo salar (Atlantic salmon)
Lineage: Eukaryota; Metazoa; Chordata; Actinopteri; Salmoniformes; Salmonidae
Product: macrophage-stimulating protein receptor
Biological process (GO): positive regulation of kinase activity; cell surface receptor protein tyrosine kinase signaling pathway; cell migration
Cellular component (GO): signaling receptor complex; plasma membrane
Molecular function (GO): ATP binding; protein binding; transmembrane receptor protein tyrosine kinase activity
Source: RefSeq, a predicted model, not a curated record